Osmerus eperlanus (European smelt) is the source of this 486-nucleotide messenger RNA. RefSeq names its product keratin-associated protein 9-1-like. NCBI's taxonomy places the organism in Eukaryota, Metazoa, Chordata, Actinopteri, Osmeriformes, Osmeridae. The transcript has a single exon. The coding region runs from base 1 to 486 and encodes 161 amino acids. The record is from RefSeq and is a predicted model, not a curated record.
AUGAGGGAGGCUGGAGGGAACUGCCAGUCAGCCUGCUACCUGCCGCUGAUCCUGCCUGCUACCUGCCGCUGGUCCUGCCUGCUACCUGCCGCUGAUCCUGCCUGCUACCUGCCGCUGAUCCUGCCUGCUACCUGCCGCUGGUCCUGCCUGCUACCUGCCGCUGAUCCUGCCUGCUACCUGCCGCUGGUCCUGCCUGCUACCUGCCGCUGGUCCUGCCUGCUACCUGCCGCUGAUCCUGCCUGCUACCUGCCGCUGGUCCUGCCUGCUACCUGCCGCUGGUCCUGCCUGCUACCUGCCGCUGAUCCUGCCUGCUACCUGCCGCUGAUCCUGCCUGCUACCUGCCGCUGGUCCUGCCUGCUACCUGCCGCUGGUCCUGCCUGCUACCUGCCGCUGAUCCUGCCUGCUACCUGCCGCUGGUCCUGCCUGCUACCUGCCGCUGAUCCUGCCUGCUACCUGCCGCUGGUCCUGCCUGCUACCUGCCGCUGA